AUGUAUCACAGCUCUCACUUCAUGAAAACGGAGGACCGGAGUGUUAUGCCGCAGAUGCCUAGCUCAUCAUCUACGGGAAAGCACCGCGGUAUGAAGCGAGACACCAUGCGGGCAAGUCCUGGCAGGCAUUCCACAUGUCCGCCCGAUCCGGAUAGUAGAAAUCGAACUCAGGCCCGUCGUCGAAUACAAUUAGCGCAUUUUGAUCAAAGCAGUGUGUACGGUGUCGAAGGAGAAAAAUCAGAUGCAGUGGGGAAACUCCUGAUGGUGCGGCAUGCAUCAACUGCCAGAACGCUGCCAACGCUCACGAUUGCCAGUUCCUAA
This is a messenger RNA of Talaromyces stipitatus ATCC 10500, 321 nucleotides long. RefSeq lists its product as uncharacterized. The transcript has 2 exons. NCBI's taxonomy places the organism in Eukaryota, Fungi, Ascomycota, Eurotiomycetes, Eurotiales, Trichocomaceae. Bases 1 to 321 code for a protein of 106 amino acids. The record is from RefSeq and is a predicted model, not a curated record.